Electrophorus electricus (electric eel) is the source of this 2200-nucleotide messenger RNA. It is a transcript of the gene hepacama, whose product is annotated as hepatic and glial cell adhesion molecule a. The record is from RefSeq and is a predicted model, not a curated record. NCBI's taxonomy places the organism in Eukaryota, Metazoa, Chordata, Actinopteri, Gymnotiformes, Gymnotidae.
CACACACACACACACACACACACACACAAAGCUGUUCAGGCAGGGGUCCUGAGAGAAAGAUUCACGACAGACAGACUCCGCUCGGGCAGGAAGCUUUGUGUGUCUCGCAGGACGUGCCUGGUGUGGCCAAAUCAUGCUGUGUGUGUGGGGGAGAGCCGCGGUGCUGUUCCCAAGAUGAAGGCGGAGAGGCAGCCUUCCUCCAAACAGCCAGCCACUUCUGCACUUUCCCAAAAAGUUUGCCUUCUUGUCUUUCUCGUGGCAGCUGCCAGCUCAGUGAACAUCACCAGCCCGUGGCCCGUGGUCCGAGGGACGCUCGGCGGAUCCGCACUGCUCUCCGUCCGUUACUCGAGCUCCAGCUCUGACCGGCCUGUCAUCAAGUGGCAGCUGAAGCGGUACAAGCCCGUCACCGUGGUGCAGUCCAUCGGCACGGAUGUCAUCGGCAACCUGCGGCCCGAGUACUGGGGCCGCGUGCACCUGUUCGAGAACGGCUCACUCCUGCUCAGGUACCUACGCCUGUCUGACGAGGGCGCCUACGAGGUGGAGAUCUCCAUCACAGAUGACACCUUCACCGGCGAGAAGCUUGUCAACCUCACUGUAGAUGUGCCUGUGUCCAAGCCACUGGUGCAACUGGAGGCAUCCUCCGUGCUGGAGCUCACCGAGCUGGUCACGCUCAACUGCACCCACGACAGCGGCAGCAAGCCCGUCUACGGAUGGCUGAAGGGUGGGAAGCCGCUGAUCAAUGACUCCCGCCUGCUUCUCUCCCAUGAUCAGAAAGUCCUGACCAUCGCUCGCGUCCUGCUGUCAGACGAUGAUGUCUACAGCUGCACGGUGGAGAACCCUAUCAGCAACAUGAAGAGCCUUCCCAUCAGGCUCAACGUUUACAGGCGGAGCUCUCUCUAUAUCAUCCUUUCCACCGGUGGCAUUUUCUUGCUCAUCACCCUGGUGACCGUGUGUGCGUGCUGGAAGCCCUCCAAAACAAACAAGCAACAGCCACUCAGACAGAGCAGGCGAAACACAGCACUGAGCAAUGGAGACCAUGAAGUUGCAGUUGAUAUUGUUCCUGGAAGAAAUUACCAUAAUCGCAAAAACCCAGGUGGUUUGUAUGUGUUGAAAGAAUCGGACUUCCCUGAAGGAGAGGACGACACGCCGUGUAACUAUAUCCACACUCUGGAUCCCCAGCGUCCACCUCACUAUCCCAGCACCUUCUCCCUCCCAGCCAGCUCUCUGGACUCUUACGUCCAUUCUGGAAGAAGAUAUCCAUGCACUACUGUCCGUUCCCUACCUACAAGCCCUCAUUCACCAAGCCCAACCCCACCCUCAUCCUCUCCAUCACACCUACGAAGCUUGACACGCAAGCCCCGCCUCCCAGCCCUUUCACACACAGAAGAACUGCCUGUUGCACAAGACGCCAGCAUUCAUAGUCACAUCUAAACACAGUGCAAGGGGACAGAGAGAGAGAGAGAGAGAGAGAGAGAGAGAGAGAGAGAGAGAGAGAAUGCACGUUCAUCCAAGUAAAUAUGGCAAUGUAAUCAAUAGUCAUGGUAUGAAUAGAAAAUAGAGAUUACUUACAGGAACAGGCAAAAUACCGGAAACACCAGAUGAUGGCGCAAUAGUGCUAAAGAGACUUAAACUGUGUCUUCUCAAUUUUAGUACUUAUGACAAUUUGUUCAAAAAAAUCUAAUUUUUCAACGUGUAAACAGUAAAACUACUUCAAUUAUGACCAGAGAUAUUCCAUCCUCCAUCUCUGAGGAUCAAAACUUUGUGUAAUGAAAGCUGGAAACCACUUUAUCAAAUCCAGCAACAAUCAGUGAUAAUGAGUAAAAAUGGAGGAAGAAGAAGUCCAACAGGAUGUCUAGUCCGAAGUGGCUCUGAAUGUGGAUUAUGUGUUUACACCUGUAUAGUCCACAUAUAUUGUGUGAAUGAUGUACACUCAAGUUCAUGUUUAACAUAUUUAUAACAUAUAAAUAUAACCAAUAUAAUAGUUAUAACCAUAUACCUGUUUGCCAGGAUACCAUUAGAUUACAUGUGAUACCAGGAUGGGGUCUUGUGUAUGUAUAUGUUUGUGUAAAUAUGUUGAAUAUCUGUCCAUAUUACUGUGACCUUUUCAUAUAUUAUUCACAGUAACCAUAUGAGUGCCUUAAAUUUUCAACUAUAUUUGUAAAGAUAGAAUACGAACAAUAAAAAAAAAAAAUUAAUUUAA